This is a messenger RNA of Drosophila rhopaloa, 5574 nucleotides long. It is a transcript of the gene Hs3st-A, whose product is annotated as heparan sulfate glucosamine 3-O-sulfotransferase 5. NCBI's taxonomy places the organism in Eukaryota, Metazoa, Arthropoda, Insecta, Diptera, Drosophilidae. Bases 1355 to 3172 code for a protein of 605 amino acids. The transcript is spliced from 9 exons. Gene Ontology annotation, molecular function: [heparan sulfate]-glucosamine 3-sulfotransferase activity. The record is from RefSeq and is a predicted model, not a curated record.
AGAGCGGACGUGCGCUGCUGCUCCUGCGAAACCCUCGCUCUCGGGCAGCUAUAUUCUACCAACAUAUGGCCAACACACUCACACACACGGUUACACACGCACACCUGUACACCUAGCGCGCGCGCAAAUCGCCGAAAUUAAAACAAAGCAAAUCGGAAAAUGCUUAAAUGUCCACGUGAAACGGUGCACAAAAUAAUCGAGUAACGAAAACAAAUCGAAUCAGUGAAAUUAAAGUGGAGUUAUUGUUUUUUGGAAAAAAUCAAUGCCGUUAACCAACGCACACGGAUACACAUAAACGCACACGUGUGCUCUAAAAGCCAAAACACACCAAUACAACCAGACACACACACAUACACCCGCAAACAGAAGGCCUAACAGAGUGAAAGUAACGGAAUUAGCAGCACAAUUUUGGUCAUAGUUUAGACAAAAACAAUAAACCAAAAAGGAGGACUAAAAAAGCAUGCAACAAAAACAAGCGGCAACAGCAGCCGCCAACGCAGAAGCUACCUGAGCAAGAUAAACACGCAAAACAAAGCGAACUGGGUCAGUAAGCAAAAGGCGGAGGAAGGAGAGAGGAGGAGGAAGAGGAUAAAGGAAAAGGAGCAGGUAGAGCGGCCAGAAUGUUGCAUGUGCUGCAACCAAAUGUGUAGCAUACUUAAUGGUGCGACGCCCAAGCGGAAAUUAACUUUCGAGGUUGGAAGCGUUUUCGACAAACAAUAAACAAUGGCGCUGGGCAACAUCAGCAGCAGCCAAAGUCAAAUCGGGCGAGGCCAUUACAGCUUUAAUCCCAGAAUAGGGACCACAUCAGCAGCAGCUAUAUCAGCAACAGCAGCAGCAGCAGCAACAGCAACAACAGCAACAACAGCAACAAUAGCAACAGCAGCAACAGCAAUAGCAGCAGCAACAAAUCUAAUUACAGAACAACAAUAAGGUCAGGCCCUGGUGCCGCUGAUGAUGAUGAUGUUAGGAAACUUCCGUUUUGUUUGCCCGGGCGGAAAUGAGGCGCAAUAUGUCGUCCAGUCACUGGUUACCUUUCCAACUUUGUGAAUAGUGACCUCGAACGGAUAGAGCUGAAGGAAUCCCAACCUAGCGAUUGCCUGGAAUUUAAUUAAAGUGCAAAAAACACGAACCGGAGUCCGGCGAGGGUCGAAACAAAAGAGCAGUGCCCCAAAGGCGGGCGUGGCGGGGGUGGCCCAUAAAUCUAACCACCUCACCACCCACCACCCACCAUCCACCACCCAUGCUGCACGUUGCUGCAAUCGAGCUGGCCCACGUCUACUGGCCAAUUAGCUGCUGCAACAGCCGAGAGCGGCAAUCGUUUCGGCUCCAUUGAACGCGUACGCCUGCCUCUCUGAUGACUGCCGCCAAAAGACGUGCGGGCAGCAGCAACAGCAGCAGCAGCAGCAGCAGUAAUGGCCACGAGCAGCACUCCCUGCAGCAACAUCUGCAGCAGCAGCAGCAGCAACAGCAUAGUCAGCAGCAGCAACAUCAGCAGGCCCAGCCACACGAGUACCAACAGUUGCUGCAACACCCGCACCAUCACUACCACCAACACUACAGCACCAACAGCAACAGCAAUAGCAACAGCAACAGCAGCAACAGCAACAGCGGCAACAGCAACAACACACAGCAAUACCACCAGAGACAGCAGCAACAUCAGGCGACAUUGCGCGAUUGCUCCGUCAAAUUGCCGCUGGAUAUCCUAUGGCUACCGAAAUCGGCGAUGCGACCGGCUGGUCCCGAUGCCUCGCCCACCGACUGCAUCCUGGUGGUGGGCGUGUCCCGUCCAAAAUUGGCCGUCGUCUUCCUUACGGUCAUGUUGAUCUCGCUGUUCCUCACCUUCCAUGUCCUCUACGAUAGUGCCGUGUACAAUAUCCAAGCGGCCCAGGCGGUCCACGAAAGGCAUCGCCUCUCAUUGGCCGCCUCUGCAUCGGCUUUGGCCUCCUCCUCGUCGUCCAGUUCCGGAUCCUCCUCCUCCUCCGGCGCCUCGAACUCCAAUCAUCUGCCUGCUUUCGUUAAGCCCGUACCCAGUUCCAAUCAGCUAAGCCAUCCCAUGGUCUUUCCCUCCAGUCGUGUGCACUUUCCCAAAACCAGUCGCCGGCUGCCACAGGCACUCAUCAUCGGCGUGCGAAAGUGUGGAACGCGGGCGCUGCUGGAGAUGCUCUACCUCCAUCCACGGAUCCAGAAGGCCGGCGGCGAGGUGCACUUCUUCGAUCGGGACGAGAACUACCUGAAGGGCCUGGAGUGGUAUCGCAAGAAGAUGCCGCACUCGUUCCGGGGCCAAAUAACCAUCGAGAAGAGUCCCAGCUACUUUGUGUCGCCAGAGGUACCGGAACGAGUGCGGGCCAUGAACGCGAGCAUCAAGCUGCUGCUGAUUGUGCGGGAGCCAGUGACCCGGGCCAUUUCGGAUUACACGCAGUUGCGUAGCCAUGCGGCCACCGCCAUCCUGCCGCUGGCCGAGAAGGACCCUCCGAGUGGCAGGGAGAGUUCCGGGGGAGGAGCAGGCGGACCGGGAGGAGUCAGCGAGACCGCAGCUGCCAAGAUGCCGUCACAAUCGCUGCUGUAUGCCAAACUGCAGUCGGCCCGUGGCUAUGACAAUGCCUUGGUGGGCGGUAGUGGGGCGGGCGCCAAGGAAACCAAAGGAUCUCCUUCUUCGGCCAGGAGGCAGACGGCGGGUGGUGGUGGUGGUGGUGGAGCUGCAAUGACCACGACAACACUGUCGCCAAUGGCAAGCGCCGCCCAAAUGGCAGCCAAGUCCUUUGAGGAGCUGGCCAUAUUUCCCAAUGGCACCGUUAACGAGGCUUAUCGACCGCUCAGCAUCUCCAUGUACCAUGUCCACCUGCACCGCUGGCUGGAGGUCUUUCCGCGGGAGCAACUGCUGGUCGUCAAUGGGGACCGCCUCAUCGAGGAUCCGGUUUCUCAGCUGAAACGCAUCGAGGCUUUCUUGGGCAUCGAGCAUCGGGUAAACAGCGAGCACUUCUACUUCAACGAGACCAAGGGUUUCUACUGCCUGCGCUACGACAACGGUGAUCGCUGCCUGCGGGAGACGAAGGGAAGGAAACAUCCGCAUGUGGAUCCCGUGGUGGUCUCCAGAUUGCGAAAGUUCUUCGCCGAGUACAAUCAACGCUUUUACGAGCUGGUGGGUGAGGAUCUGGGCUGGCCGGAGGAAUAAACUAGGACGGCAAAUAGAAACUACUUCGCUGGGCUGGUUGCCAAUAAAUCUGCCGUUCGGUCAAUCGUUUGGUCCGCUGUGCAGGCAAUUUAAUUACAAGGAGCCAUCCAUUGCGAAAAGCAAGAGCAAAAAGCGACACAAAGUUAUCCCGGACAUUCCGUUGCCAUUUUCCGUUGCAUAUUUUUGCGAAGGGCGGUUCGCAGUAUUUCUGCCUGGCCGAGUCGAGCAGCUCUGACAGUUCAAUUAUGUGCGCGUAUUGAAAAAUUGCAUUCCUAUUUGCACAGCCCAGCCCAGCCGCCCACUUACCAUCACCACCGCCACAUGCAAAUUUGCCUUUACACCAGCAAAGAACAAGGGGAAGAACAAGGAGCAAAAAAAAAGAUAUAUAGUAAAAUAAACUGCACGCAUUUUGGUGUGCAGCGGGCCAUGAAAAUGUGUGUGCAAGAAUGAGGCAUACAUAUCGUAUAUAUAUCGCAUAUAUAUCGUAUAUAUAUAGCGAAAUGAAAAGCAAUAUCUACAUGAUGUUCGAAGGUUACACGAUUUCUACAUGUUUAUUCUCUCUCUCUCUUUUUGUGUGUGAGUGAAUUCGAGUGUUUGACAGCAUAAAAAUUAAUUAAGCAACUAAAUGUGAUUUUAUAGCAAGUAAGCAUAGGACAAAUUGAAAAUGAUUGCGAUGGAUGGUCGUGGCUAUAUGGAGAUUGAAAGAGAGGGAGGGAGAGGGAGAGAGAGAGAGAGCAUAAGGGGAAUGAAGGGGCAAUUAAAAAUGUAUUUAGACUAACAGUCGGCUGAAUUAAAUGUGUGCGUACAGAAACAUGAACAAAACUAAACAUAUCACAUUUAGCAUAGUAUAGAAUAGUAUAUACACAGCAUAUCAGGGGUACUCGAGGUCCUCAAGCAACUUGAAUACUGAAUAUGAUUGAACUAAUGCAAUUCGUACGUUAUGUUACAUAUCGAAAGCUAAACCAACCAUGAAAUCGAAACAUAUCAGCUGCAAUCGUCGGCAAAUAUACAAGAAAUAUAUAUACAAGCAUAUCUAUAUAUUAUAUACAAACGUAUCGUAGACCAUAAGUCGAGCAUCAAAUUUGUUGUAAAUGACUUUGAUUUUGACCUAGUUUGUAGUGCGCGAUGUGUCAUGGAACCGUCAUAGACAAACUUAUAGUUGAAUAUUGUAGUAUCCUAGGUUAAUAUCGCACUGCCUAAACCAAAAGAAUAGUUAUGUCUGUUUAGAUAAUUAUACUGCACCCACUUAGGUGAUAAGUUUAUCAAAGAUAGUUUUUUAAUGCAUUUUUAAGCCAGAUUAUUUUAUAUUCCUAAAGAGAGAAAACCAUAUCAAUUACGUCAACUCUACCUAUAGAUACACAUAAUAUAUAUACACUUAUCAGCUGUUUGGCUAACGUUUAAACAUUUCGUAUACAUAUCAAACUUAAUGUGAAAAACUCAACUUAGGCUAACACUUUUCGUGACGAUCCAUCCAAUUUCGGUUUACGCCAACAUAUACACGUAUAUAUGUACACAAGGAUAUAUACCUCCCUCUUUGGUUCGAGUACCAGUUCUUAGGGAUCUUCAGCACAGAGCUCGACUAGCGCUUAAUCAAUACUAAACAGAAAAUAGACUAUGGAAAUGUAUCAACCUUGUUUUACAGUGUAUCUCCUUAUAUACAUCCUACGCUGAUCUUUUAACGACAAAGGAACCACGAAAGGAAUGAAACUAACCAAGCAAUAUAAAUUCAAAGCAAGACUGAAGGUCCUCCGCAGAAUAUUUGAUUCUCCUUAUAUUUUGUCAAUCACUAAUUCGAUUUAAAUUCUGUAAACCAACCAAAAACCAAUAUAGUAGCAAAGACAACGAACAUUUCUAAUUUGUUUAUAUUUUUAUACAGAAGCGAAAAGUACAUUAACCGAAAUCCAGGAAACUAAAAACAAAAUGGAACCAAUUUCCGUUUUAAAAUAUAUUAAAGUAAUGCGAAAUUAUAUAUUAAUAUACUCAAAGAGCAAUUUGUAGUCACAUUUUGUCCUUGAACUUGAACUACGCCAAUUGCAUACAAAAUACAUAUCAAAAGUUUAACUCAACUCUAGAUCCUCCAUUGAUAUUAAUAUAUUGAUAUUAUUGAUGUAUUGUCUACUUAAAUUGAACGUGCAAAACUCAACAACUAUAAUGUACCUUAAAAAUCAACUCUCUAUUUCUUUAACUUUAACUUAAACUCUAACGAUAACUCAACUCUUGCAACUUAUUCAAACUUUCAAUGUACAUACGAAAAGUAUUCAAAAAAUUAUGAAAAAAUAAAUCUACUAAUAACGACGGAAAAUCGAAUAGAAAUUCAACAAAUUGUAAGAAAACCAACAAGAAUUAACAUUUUAUGCUAUGAAAAAUUUUACGCAUGCAAUAAAUAAAUGUAAUUCGAAAAA